UGUUAGUGCAGCUGUCCCUUUAAUAGUUCUGAUACCUGGUGACAUCACAGGAAGCAGGAAGUAGUAAGGUUUAGUGAAGUUUGCACAUGGCCAAGGAGUCUGCAUGAAUCCACAUGCAUCUGCCCUCAAUCCUUCGUCUUUUGGAGCAUCAUCUUUUCACACUUUCUACAUCAUUAAACCUGUGGACAAAGAGUAAUGGUCUUCAGAGUCUUGAUGGAAGAAAAGUGUUGAACCUUGCUGCCGGUUCCUCUUCUGUGCAGUGUGAAGAGGGAAAGACAGUACAGUGAAAAGACGUUGGGUUACAGACAAGGUAAUACAGUGCACAACAGCUACUGCUAUCACGCUACAUAGCCUCUACUUGCCUACACUAUGGAUUCAAAGCCAUCGUCAGUGAAGACACGGUCUUAUGCUUCUAUGUCAACCACACGUUCUCAUGGAUCGGCUACCAGCGCUACAGCUGUAAAAGCUAGGGCUAAUGCUGAAGCAGCAAAGGCACGUUUAGCAUUUGCAGAGCAAGAAAUGAAGUUAAAAAUGGAAAAGGCUCAUCUGGAAGCUUCUAUAGAAAUGCUGACCACAGAAAAGGAAACUGCUGUAGCGAAGGCAGAAGCUUUAGAAGCAGCGGUUGGCGUUAGUGAAGGAAAACACAGUUGCAAACUUCCUCUCAUUGCAACAUCAGUCGACUCUGCUGAGCGUUCAAAAGAGUAUGUGGAGAAACAAGCUGAAGUAUCAAGAGACAUCCAGAUGGAAUCACAGGAGGAUUCACCCUUGCAGGACGAGACACAGCAGCCGCUUCCUGAGGCACCUUUGCAUAAUACGGUGUGCAUGCCACGUCUCAAUUCGCUGACUGAUGGUCCCCCCAACGCUGCUAUUACUGUCUUUGAUACUCCACUGCAUCCUCCACGUAAACAAAAGAGCCUUAACCCCUUUGUCACAUCAGAUGUGAAUUGCAACUCAGCUCAACAGACAGAGCACCACUACGGAGUACUCAAAGAAAAUGAUUAUGAAGAUUUUCUAAGGCCUUCAUGCAGUGUAACUGCACAUCAGCCACCCUGGAAGACCAACAGCGCCAUGGAAGCUCUUUCCCAUCACCCAUAUGGUAACUCUCAGUGGCCUAGUUACUCCACUGAUCCACAUGUGACAGACUUUGUCAGAUUUCUAGCACGACGUGAGCUCGUUACAAGUGGUCUACUACAAUUUAACAGUAGACCAGAAAACUACAGGGCCUGGCGACGUUCAUUCCAGAAUGCGGUGAGAGACUUGAAUCUAACAAGUGAUGAAGAAAUGGAUCUUCUUGUCAAAUGGCUGGGAAGUGAAUCAGCUAAGCAUGCAAAGCGCAUUAGGUCCAUCCACAUAAACCAACCAGCUAAAGGGCUGAGCAUGAUCUGGAACCGACUAGAUGCUUCUUACGGUUCAUCUGAAGCUAUGGAGAAAGCUUUGUUCCAAAAACUGGAUAGUUUCCCCAAAAUUGGCAAUAAAGACUACUCCAAACUCCGGGACCUCAGUGAUUUACUGAUGGAACUAGAUGCCGCCAAGGCUGAGGGAGCUCUGCCUGGUCUUUUGUGUCUUGAUACCCCCAGAGGUGUAAAUGCAAUAGCCCAAAAAUUACCAUAUGGUAUACAAGAAAAAUGGCUUUCUCAUGGACCCAGUUACAAACAAUCACAUUGUGUAACAUUCCCCCCAUUCUCAGUGUUCGUUUCCUUCAUUUACCAGCAAGCACAGAUGAGGAAUGAUCCAAGUUUCAACUUUGUUUCUCAAACCGAGAGGGUUAAAAUGGAAAAACCUCCUUGGAAAAACAGUAGACAAAGGGAGAUUUUAGUCAACAAAACAGAAGUGUCACCUGCUGCUCGCUCAGACAACAGAAACAAAAAGAAUGUGGAGGAUCCAGAUAGGAGAUGUCCUAUACAUAAGAAACCUCACACAUUACAAAAGUGUCGUGCCUUUCGAGAGAAACACUUAGAAGAAAGAAUGAACUUUCUCAGGGAGAAUGGCAUCUGUUUUAAGUGUUGCAACUCCUCAGCGCACACCGCGAGGGAAUGCCAAAGUAUCAUUAAGUGCACUGAAUGCGACAGUGAUAGACACUCAUCUGCUCUACAUCCAGGUCAGGUACCCUGGGUUAAGAACAUAAGCAUGCCUUUGGAGCAUGGCGGGGAGCAAUGUUCCCUCUAAGCUGCGCACGUGCGCAAUUGCGCACUGCUGGCACGGUCUCUGCGCACAGAAAAUCUGCGUUGCUCACAAAAAAAAAAUCUAACCUGAAUUGAAAUUAAA
Molecule: messenger RNA, 2265 nt
Organism: Oreochromis niloticus (Nile tilapia)
Lineage: Eukaryota; Metazoa; Chordata; Actinopteri; Cichliformes; Cichlidae
Exons: 2
Coding region: 370-2166 (598 amino acids)
Source: RefSeq, a predicted model, not a curated record